Molecule: messenger RNA, 828 nt
Organism: Panicum virgatum (switchgrass)
Lineage: Eukaryota; Viridiplantae; Streptophyta; Magnoliopsida; Poales; Poaceae
Product: L-aminoadipate-semialdehyde dehydrogenase-phosphopantetheinyl transferase-like
Exons: 5
Coding region: 1-828 (275 amino acids)
Cellular component (GO): cytosol
Molecular function (GO): holo-[acyl-carrier-protein] synthase activity; magnesium ion binding
Source: RefSeq, a predicted model, not a curated record
AUGCUGCCGCCGCACGACCGCCUCGCCAUCGCCAGGUUUCUGAACCAAGAUGACAGGAAGCGGGCGCUCGUCAGUCGUCUGCUGCAGUACUCGCUCGUGCGCCACGUCCUCCGCAUUCCGUUUCGCCACACCACCAUAUGCCGCACGCCUCAGGGGAAACCAUACCGUAUAUAUACACAGUCUGAGUCUGUCAAAUUAUCAUUCAUACAGAUCACACCUGGACUGGACCGAUUUAUUAUCUUCUUGCACAAGGAAAAUGGGUAUUGUUCAACUUUCCCAAACUUCGACUUCAACACCUCGCAUCAGGGAGACUACAUCGGCAUAGCGUCAGAGCCGCUUUGCCUUGUUGGCCUGGACAUUGCAUCCGUCUCCAAGCCCCAGGGAGAAACCACCACCGAGUUCGUCAGCAACUUCUCUUCAUACCUCUCUGACCAUGAGUGGGACUGCAUUGCUCGUGCUGGCACUCCCACUCAAGUGCUGACAGAGUUCUACAGGUACUGGUGUCUUAAAGAAGCUUUUGUUAAAGCAAUAGGUGCUGGCGUUGGAUUUGGGUUGCAUAGACUGGAAUUCCACCAUGAACACUGGACUAAUAUUUCUAUCCAUGUUGAUGGAGAUUUGACUAAGAAAUGGAGAUUCUGGAUUUUCAAGCUUGAUGAAAUGCAUUUGGCAUCAAUAGCAAAAGGGCAUCCAGAGGAUGCUGUAAGCAGCUACAAGGAAACAUUGUCCAAUGCAAUCGUUGCGGAGGAGCAAUUACAUUCUACACUAGAAAGUCCAGAAGAAGCUUUCACUUUGUGGACAGAGGAACAGCUUACACAAUCACUGGAGUAG